AUGAAGGACAGGCAGAAGUCGCGAAGUGGGUGUCUAACAUGCGAACAGAAACGGCUCCGGUGCGAUAUGAUCAAGCCGAACUGCGACAACUGCACAAAGAAGGGCUUGAGGUGCCCUGGCUACCAACCACGCCUGAAGUGGUCCACCAAAUAUGAGAUGCGUGCAGUCACAAGCGGACCAGACAAUUUUGUCCAGCUUGUUACCGCCGCAUCGGAGGCCAUAGACGAAGGCACCAUCCAGGAUGCUCGCAUUCCCAUCUCGCAGGCAGCCGUACCCCCUAACAGCAAUCCAGAAUCGCAGGACUCAAACGGGUUCGAUACGGAUAGGAUGAAAAAUGCCGCCUCACAAAGCCAGUUGACAUGCAACAACCACGCGCGCCGGCUCUCGGCGAAUAUCAAAAUUCCGCAGCAGUACUCACUCAUCCAAUCACGCUGUCAGAGCCCUGAUCCGUCGAGGGAUACUGUUCCGCUAGCACCACCAGGAAUGAGCUCUGUUGAGGUGGAUUCCGCCUGUAGCGAUAUCCCCGAGAGCCCGACGGCUACGAAUGCGAAUGGUGACAUAUACCAGUAUGACCUUUGCAACGAGCAGAAGAAGUUCAUACGGGUGGACGCACUCACUCGGCAUCACGGCACCUGCCACCCAGACAUUCAGAGCGUAGGACAGCAGCGGCCGACGGAUAAGCAGCCUCAAACUGCGACAUUGACUAACCCGGUAAACUUUAGCCAGCCUGCCUCUGUUGUGUGCGAGAGAAACGACGGUAAUCACUUGAAGGUCUUCCGACAGCCCCCGACAUUGCAUUCUGGUAUCGAUACACGCUCGUUCCCGAUUAAGGGCUCUGAUAUUUCGCCCGCUGUACUGGACAACCUCUUGGAACGCUCUUGCUCUCGGCGCCUCUCAAGCACGGCUACAGACAAACAGCGAGGGCAAAAGCGAGGGCAAAAGCGACGGCUUUCGGAAGGGCAGACAACUAUGGUCCUACGGCGCUCGAAGAGAACAUUGGCUCCAAAGGUUGCACGGACUUGCGAGAACCGCGAUGGCGCCGACGGAAAAUGCGACUAUGAAGAUCCAUAUAAGCAAUGUAGCGAGAAGGCUUUGGAACGUGGAUACAAGAGCGUCAAUCCACAAGCCCAGCUUGACCGGAUUGAAGACGGCAUGAAGUAUAUCAAAGAGGUGCUGACGACUCUUGGCGGAGAGAUGGAAAUGUUGCGGGCCGAGGGGCGGGGUGCCUCAAAGUCCGAGGUUGGGUCUGGGAGAAACCACAGCCACCCCCAUUGUCCGUCGCCAUCGCCACCACCGCCGGGCCCUCCUCAGCCGGAGGAUUAUGCGGAGUAUCUUGCCGACUUCCAAGAGCACAUGCUACCGCUAUGUCCUCUUCUCACGCCCGACGAGCUCCAACCCAAUAAGUUCAGGUCGCUCUUGGAUAGCGACCAGCCGGCGGAGAAGGCCGUCGCACUCCUUGUGUGCGCUUUGGGAUGUCAAUGCAGAGGAAAACUCGCGACUGGUGGCUUCGUGGAUUUGCGUGGGAAUGGAGAGUGA
Molecule: messenger RNA, 1536 nt
Organism: Lasiosphaeria miniovina
Lineage: Eukaryota; Fungi; Ascomycota; Sordariomycetes; Sordariales; Lasiosphaeriaceae
Exons: 7
Coding region: 1-1536 (511 amino acids)
Biological process (GO): positive regulation of transcription by RNA polymerase II
Cellular component (GO): nucleus
Molecular function (GO): transcription cis-regulatory region binding; zinc ion binding; DNA-binding transcription factor activity, RNA polymerase II-specific
Source: RefSeq, a predicted model, not a curated record